AUGCACGCAAGAGACUGGUUCCUCGUAUUCGUCGCUAUAUUCGUCCCCCCACUCGCAGUCUGGUUCAAGAGAGGCCUCUUCACCAAGGACUUCCUCAUCAACCUGGUCCUCUUCCUCCUGGGGUUCUUCCCGGGACUAAUCCAUGCUCUAUACGUGAUCAGCAAGCAUCCAUACGAAGAAGAGGGAAACAGAGGCAUAGAAGACACCGAGCGCUCCGGUGGUUACGGCAGUCUAGCAUAG
Messenger RNA from Naumovozyma castellii, 240 nucleotides. RefSeq names its product Sna2p (gene SNA2). The coding region runs from base 1 to 240 and encodes 79 amino acids. The transcript has a single exon. The record is from RefSeq and is a predicted model, not a curated record. Lineage: Eukaryota; Fungi; Ascomycota; Saccharomycetes; Saccharomycetales; Saccharomycetaceae.